CAGCAAGUUGACUUUUGACAAGUGAUCCAAGGUCAAAUUUUCGUCUAAAAUGUCAAUGUGGAACAAUUUCUCAUGUCUUUUCUUUUGAGAUAAUACUAAAAAUUGAACCCACAUCCAUUUCUAUCGGCCCUUUCAAAAACAAGGGUUGAAGGCUUACGCCUAAACACAUUGCUUAAAAGUUAACGAAACUGAAGAAAACUACUGCUAAUCGAACUAUCCAAAAGUUUUGCUGAAAAACCAUCCCCAAGAGGUGCAGCAUCUACCUGGAACUGGGGAGCAUCUCCAUAUAGAACACUACCAGCUGAUUUGACUCGCGCAAGGAGCCAGGACAAACUACAAGCCAACCAGACGCAGGACUCAAAUUGCAGGUUUUUUUUUGAGAUUUGCUAGGCAUACAUUUUUAUUUUUUGCCUUAAUCCUAUAUAACUGCAGAGAUUAGUAUCUGCUGUGCAUAAUUUUUGUGAUGCAUAUGUAACUGAUUUGCAUUUGUUUUGCUCUGGGCAUGUGCCCUAUAACGUGUAGAUCUGUGCCCAAUCUGUGUAACAUACUUAUACUAAGGUGCCAAAUUGAAACCUAAUAUUUUCCUACUGUCCAUUGUCAGCCAAGUAACAGAUCAAUUACACAUCAUUGUAACAACUAUUCAAGGCAAAAAAACUCUGACUGGACAUUUAGAAAGUAACUAAAAAUAUAUGAACAUAUGUAUGCAUAUAUUGAGAAAACAUACUAACAUAAGGUAGAGGGAUGGAUCGGCACUUAAAUGGUCGCCAGAAUAUGGGGCCUCCUCCCCCCAUACAAUAUGCUUAUUCUACUACUUCAUCUCAAACUCAAGCCAUACCAUAUUAUUUUAAUCAACAAGCAGUUGUCCAAAGACCUGGUGGGAUUACUCAGGGACAACCUGGUGCUCCAGCUCCAACACAAAGUGGUGUUCAAAGUGUGAUGCCCAGUUAUUAUUAUUCUCCCCAACAAAUGGUCCAAAGGCCUGGUGCUAUACCUCAGACACCUGGCAUGUCUGCACCCACACAGAAUCCCAUGGCACCAGUUUUACAAACAGCUUAUUUUGCUUAUAAUAUGCCAACUAUGAUUCCAAGGACUAAUGUGGUGAAUGCUCAGCCAACUGCUGGAACACCAGCUCCUCCGCCAGCUCCAGUAGCUACUAUGGCUACAAUGGCCACAAGUCAAUCACAACCUCAGACUACAGUGCAAAAGCACCCACAAAGAAGGAAAAAUGCACUGAAAAUCAUAGAUCCAGAUACAGGCGUUGAUAGGCUAGAUGAAAUUUUUGUAGAAAAUUCACAUUCAACAUCAGGUGAUUCAUCAGCACGUCAAACUCCGCAACCUAAUCCAAGCCACAACAAAGAGGUGCAAGCCACUUUUGCCAAACAAGUGAUGCAGGCUAUCAGUAAGGAUAAGGAAGGUACUCAUUUGAAUGAUGAUCAACAUCAUCAUGCUGAAGAACCAGUGGAUCCUAAUCAAGUGUACCAUAUGGGACCACAUGGGGUCCCAUGUACAAAGGUAGAUCCUAUUGUACAAACAAGCAAAUUGCAACCAGGAGCAAAAGAAUUUAUGUCGAAAGAGCCACCUAUUGUAUCUGCUAACUGUGAUGCAGAAGAGGUUACGUUAACCAAUAAACUUCCAAAAGAAAGAGAAAGCCCUGUUAAAAGUCGUAGUAAAAGGGAUUCUAAUAACAGAGAUCAGAAGGAUCCUGCUAAAGAAGUACCAGUUAUAAAAGACGGUGAUAAAGCUGCUCCUAUGAAACAGGAAAUGUCUUCCGAACCAAAUAAUUCUCCUCAACCAACAGUUAUUAGUAAAGACACUUCAAAGGAUAGCAGUUCACGUGCACCAGAGAAGAAAGGUCAACGAAAAGAAAACGCGAACACGACAGAUCCAAAGAUCGCUUCUCCAGAAGUGACUGAGAAUAGUUUGACUGCCGUAAACCAACAACAGACAUAUACUGCUAAUCAGGAUGUCAACAGUAAUUUAAAACAAGCUAAACAAGGUGCAGCUCGAACUAAUAAUCCUAAGGCAAAUGCACCCCUAAGUUCAACCUCAAAGCCUAUUCCUCAAAUACCAACACCUCAACCAGUGAAGUCAAGCAAUAAGUCACAUAAGAAGAAUGAACUCAACCAAAAAGGUGCUAACAAAGAAGGUACAGAUAUGGAUGCAUUCAAUGAUAACACAGUAACAGAGGUUAAUGCAAAUAUUGAUGUAAAUACUAGUCCAGCUGUUAGCAAUGAUGUCAUCAAUGCUAAUGUGAUUCCAACCCCAGAUACCAAUACCACUCAACCUCCUGUUAAAGACAGUAUAGAUUGUUUAACUACAGCAAGCAAUGAUACGACAAUCAAAGUAGAACCAGUGAAGAGUACAAAGAUGAAAAUUGACAUUACUGAUAUAGUUAAGGAGAAACCUAUAGUGAUGAAACCAUUUGUUCCUUCAGUUGAAAGUCAAGAUGAGACUGACAGGGCUGCGCUGUCAAAUGAUAAGGUAGUGAAAGCAAAGAAUGAAGCCAAUGCCAAAGGCGAUACUGGUUCUAACUUCAAAUUACCAUAUCAAGAGGGACAGUGGACGCCUUGGAACCAAACAGGGUUCAAGGUCUAUGAAAGAGACUUUCUUUUGGCAUGUAAGGACUUACCUGCUAGCAGGAAGAAGCCUGAUAAUAUCCCGGAUGUUGUGUUAGCAGACGAAAGAGGCAUGCCCAGUGAUGGCAGGCUUUCAAUGGGUGGACGAAAUGAUUUCUUGAACCCUCCGUUUAACAGCUUUGGUGGCAAAUCAGGCUCUCAGAGAGGAUCGAUGCCAACUAAACGCAAUAGUCAGAGUAAGAUGGAUAACAAGAAGUUAUCAAAACCUUCUGUGAAGCUGACUAUUUCAUUGAAGGAAGACGUCAAAUUGCAUGAAGUGGAGAAUGCAUGGAGGCCAGCAAGGUUAGUCAAGGGAGAAGCUGCCUCAGAUGAAGACAAGAAAACUGCAGAAUUGUAUAGGAGAGUACGAGGGGUGUUGAAUAAGUUGACUCCUCAGAAAUUCGAUACUUUGCUGUCACAGAUUAAGGGUUUGAAGAUUGAUACUGCAGAAAGAUUGCAAGGUGUUAUUGAUUUGGUGUUCGAGAAAGCUGUUGAUGAGCCUAAUUUUUCAGUGGCUUAUGCUUUGAUGUGCAGGGAGCUUGCGCUUAUGCAGGUGCCAACCCCUAAUAGUACACCAGAAAACCCAGAGUACGUCAAUUUCCGCAAAUUGUUGCUAACAAGAUGCCAAAUGGAAUUUGAAAAGCAGUCCGUGGACGAAGGUUUUCGAAAUGAGAAACUGAAGCAGAUUGAAGAGUGCACUGAUCCUGAAAAGAAAAAGGAUCUGCAGUUUGAGUUGGAAGAUUAUGAUACGAAACUCCGGAAGAAAUCUGUUGGAAAUAUAAGGUUUAUAGGUGAACUCUUUAAGCAGAAUAUGCUAACUGUGAAAAUCAUGGUGAGGUGUCUUAAUAAUCUCAUUGAUAAUAAGGAUGAGGAAAGUUUGGAGUGUUUAUGUAAAUUGUUAACCACUAUUGGUAAAGAGUUAGAAACUAAAAAUGUCAAUCUGUCAAAUAUAUUCACUACAAUGAAAAAUAUAGCAGAUAAGAAGGAAGGAAAAGUGAGUAGCAGGAUAAGAUUCAUGCUCCAGGAUGUAAUAGACUUAAGGAACUCAAAAUGGAUCCCAAGGAGGCAAGAUCACAACCCAAAGACGAUAGAUCAAAUCCAAAAAGAAGCAGAUCAAGAACAGAUGAACAUUCAGAUAAUGAAUUCUGUUCCUGCAACACCCAGAAAAGACGACCGCUCAAAUCCGAAUACGUUGGACAGAAAAGGUGGAAGGGGCAGAAACAGCUCAUCAGAUGCUGAGGGCUGGAUAACAAAUACCAACAGAAGUAGAACCAAUCAGUUUACAGUUCAAAGUGAUAAGUUGAAGGCAAAGGCUCCAUUGAAUGAUGAACCUUUUGGCAGCUCACAGAUGUUUUCGGCGUGGAACAGAGGCUCAGUAGGUUCCACCAUGAGAUCUCAAGCAGCUCCAUUGGGUGGUCCCAACAUAUACUCUGCUCUAGAAAACUAUGAACCCGAGAAGAGGAGUCUAGGCGUCAGUAGGUCAGGAAGCAGAGACCCUUACAUUCCAAAAGGUCCAAGCUUAGAGCAGCACAAGUUUGAUGGACGUGGCUCCAGAUCCGGAUCGCAGCAUCGAUCCAUGGAAGGUCCAAGACCAAGUGAGCCUUUGAUUGUUCAAAGGAGUGCCCCUUCAGCCCCAGCACCUGCCCCUGCUGUACCCCCUCCUCAAAAGCCACUUGUUACUGAAGUACUUACUGAGGAACAAAUGGAGAGGAAGAUAAACAAUUGUCUUGAUGAAUUUGUUAAUGGAAACUGUAACAUUGAUGAGUUCUUCCAAGACAUUAGCACUUUUGUGCCCCUACCUAAAUAUCCCAUGAUGAUUAGUGACUGUUAUCUAAAGGUGUUAGAGAAAUCUUCACAAGCACGAUUAGCGACUGGACUGUUGUUUACCAGGUUAGUGAAACAGGGUAAUAUAUCACUGAAUGAUUAUUGUAGUGGCCUCGAGGACAUCUUUGCUCAAGUUGAUGAUCUUAAAAUCGAUAUUCCAAAGAUUUGGGAUUAUUUGGCUGAGAUUUUAGUUGAAGGCUUAUGCGAGGAAGCACUGCCAUUGAAUAGAUUGCAUAAGUCAAUAGCUGCAUUAAUAGAACAGAGACAAGCAACUAAUAUUCUAGCUCCAUUAUUUAGAUUAGUAGUCAGCAAGAAGGGACCUAAUUUCUUACAGCAGAUAUUCAAAACUUCUGGUUUGCAAUUGACUGAUUUUAUGAAUAGCAGCGACGUAGAUUCAUUUGUGCAAAGUAACCACUUUGAAUUUUUGGUUGGCGGUGCUACAACCACUGGACAUAGUCAGAUGACUUUCGAACAGAUUGAAGCCAUGUUAGCAGUGUUUUUGAAAAAUAAAGCUAACUUUGAUGAUAUAGUGAAUUGGAUCACUGCUAAUGUAGGAGAUAGGGUGAAGGAGAACAAAUUCAUCAGGGCUCUGGCCACAGCGAUUUUCCAAGAUUCAAUAGGUCCCAACUAUAAGCUAGUCUCUGAAACGUUAACACACCACAACAACUUGCUGUUGAAGUAUGUGGACAACAAUCCAAAGUACGAACUUGAAUGCCUGUAUGCCUUACAAGCACUAGUGAAUAAAAUGGAGCAUCCUCAAGGACUCCUGCUGCAAAUAUGUGAUAAGUUGUAUGAAUUAGGUAGCUUUUCACAAGAAAGUUUUAUUGCAUGGGAAAAUAGUAAAGAUCCUGCUGAACAGGCUGGUAAAGGUGUGGCCCUGAAACAGUUGACUAGUUUCUUCACUCAAUUGAAAGAGAACGAUGAUGAUGAAUCUUCGGAGUCAGAAAUUGCUUAGCAACUGGUAUCUUCUUCAGUGAUAUAUAUACCUAGUAAUCGGGUUGCCUUUCAGCCGACAUUUUUUUAUUAUUGGGCCAACCAUUAUGGCACUUAACUUUCGUCAUACUUUAUUAUAGAUGUCCACUAUGUUUUUUGAAAAUCUGCAGGGCCGCUGUUUCAUCUUUAUUGGCUGUAUAUUUUUCAUACAUUAUCAUUGUAAUCUGCUACGAAAAUUUUUGAAAUGAUUUUUUGAUAUAUCAUAUUUAUUCGAAUAUUAUAGGUCCUAUACAAUCAUUAGGAUUCGAGUACUCAUUAAAGGAGAGUAUGGUUUCCAGAAUAAACUCUCUCAUAUUAUUUUAGUCCAUAGUUAGUAUCUUAUGAAAUCUGAUUGCUGUAAUGUUCUAUUAUGUGUUUUAUCGAAUAUUUUGUGUUAUUGAAUAAACUGUUAAUAAAGAUAUUUUUGUAGAUAGUAUCUCAAAUCCUUUUGACACCUAUUUUGAUUAAAAUUAUUACACCAUCAUUAGUAGUGUUAAAAAUUAACCUUUGCUAUUUUGAAAAUUUUAAUGAAAAAAUUAAAUAGUAAAAUAAUCUUCUCUGGAUCUAUUUGCAGAUAUUAAAAAAUAUUGAUAUGCUUUUCAUGUAUAUUUGAUGCUGCAAAAUUAACAUGUUUAUCAACAUUAUUAAGGAAUCCUAAAUAAGAACUUGUACAUUACAGUUUAUAAUCAGUUCGAGCUCUUGAAUUACAAUGCCGUCCGAAGCACAUUAUUUUUUUUUUGUCUCAUGUUGCAAAAGCUGAUCACAGAUUACGCGUUUUGUCAAUUUUUUGCGUCCAUUGUAUAACUCAAGAUGGGACAAUGCACUCUGAAUAACCUCAAGAUUCUCCAGUUGACUUGAAAAAUUGCAAAAUUCGCAUAUUUUCACCUUUUGUAAAAAUAUGAUGUGCUAAACUACAAUGUGAAAAGCAGCUCUCUAGAUUUUCACAAGUAUGUGGCCACAUAAAGUUGUGAUAACAUAUGGUGUUAGUUGAGUCUCAUAGUGACCCAGAUUGUAAGAACAUGUAGGCUGGAAAGUAGUCGUAUCAUCACCCUGUAUAUUUAAUAAAUCAAACUAACACAGGUAGAGGGUUAGAACGUCGAUUAUCGUAUUUAAGAAACAGUUUACUGCAGAAUAAGACUUCUUAUCUAUAUAUGUUAUUUACUGAUUAAAAAAUAGUUCAAUCGUCUGGUUGAAAAAUCAUUAAAAGCUGAGUUUUUAAGUAUUUUGCUUUUUGAAUGUGAAUAGUAAAUGUUAACGUACAGGAUGAAAUUGUGAAGAGAACUUGUCUGUAAAUAAGAAUAAAAUUUUUAAUACGGACAUGAUUGACUUAGUUUCAGGCAAUACAAAAUUAUCUUAAUGGUCUAUGGUAUUCCAAACUGUUUCUGUGUAAACAUGCAUCAGAAGUUCCAUCAAAACUUAUCUUUUAAAGAAUAAAUAAAAAAAUUGUGUGUGAAAGUUAAAGACUUGAGUGGAGACAAGCGGAUUGAAUUUUUUUAAAAAGAAUUUUUAUGUUUUAUGGAAAAAACUUAUAAUAGGUAUUUUUGAAAUAUAACAAGAAAUUUGAAAACUUCAAAAUAUUGAAAUCUCUGUAAAGAAAACUUGUAUAAUUUCAUAGAAACUUUUGAGUUUAUAUCUCAACAAUUAAGUUAGUUUGACACUGCAGAUUUCGGCCCAUAAAACGUGCUAUAUUUAUACAAAAACAUUUUUGUAAGAAAACUUCGGGACAUUUGUCUAUAUUAAGCCCUUUUCUUUGACACCCCAAAUUUAUUGUUUAUAUGUUUAAAAAUAAACAAGCCUCAGAAGCUUAACUAAACAAAUCGGUUUUUGGUUUCGCUCAUUUUAGAUAAUUUUCUCAUUGAAUGUAAUCUCUCACUUUUCAGAGCAUAUGUUAUGUUUGCUAUUUAUGAUUCAAAAUCAAAAUGUAUUUGUAAUUGUAUUUGUGUAAGAUUGAAGUUUUGUAAGUAAUGUUGUAAGUAAUUUUAUGCCAGGCGAUUGGACUGGACUAUUGAAGGAAAUUAUUAACUAUCAGUCAUUAUGCCUUUUCGAAAGAAAGGUAAGAAAUGAGAAUUUUUUAAAAUCUUUAUAUUGUAUAAAUGUAAAUUUAUUUGUUUCAUUAUUAGGGGUGAUCUGUUUCAUACUCGAUUCAUUAUACACUUGGAACUGUUUUAUUUUAGAGAAUUUUCUGAAGAACUUUAUUACUAUCAUGUAUACAAUUUUACUGUACGAAUGAAGUAUUGUAAUAUUUUGCGUAACUGUUUCAUUUCCUAUUAUUAAACAAUGUUCAGAUACGUUCAUUGGCAAAUUUUUAAUAAAUAUAUCCCUAUUAGACGUUGUAAGUUGUGUUAAAAAUAAGAUAUAAGUCACUGUCUAAGCAAACAUGUAAUAUAAAGUUAGAAUUCAUAAAGAAUAAGGCUUGGUAUGUGAGUUUAUUGUGUUUUAUUACUCUCUCAUUGGCGAAUGUAUCGUACAGGGUGGCCCAAAUUCUGAAUAACAUCUUACUCAUUUUUGAUGUGGUCCAAUUAACUAUUUCGAAAGAUUGAAACCAUUUGGCAAAUACAUAAAGGAUAAUGAUUCGCUAAAAUAUUAUGGCAUCAUCAAGGAUGAAGCGUAUAGUUGUCCAGAAGUUCUCUAAUAUUGAUUAUUUAGGUCAUUCAUAAAUUUAUAAUUUUUAUAGCCUUGCAUGCCUAGUUUUGAUUUUUCUCUAAUUGUAUAUAAUAUUGAACGUUGCAUAUUUUGAGUGUCAAAUAUAUCUUGAAAUGGUUAGAGACGUGUCCCUACAAAAUGAAUAUUUUCGGCAUAUCGUCAAACGGCUAUUUUAUCUGGUGUACGUCAAAAGUUUUUUCGAAAAAUUUCAAGCUAAAAUAUAAUGGGCGCGCUCAGGAAAUGACAUCUAUGUUAUAGCUUGAUAUGUUCAAUUUUCUUUCACUUAACUUUCUGUUAUGCAAUAAAUGCGUUUUGGUAAGCUAAAUGUAUACCGAAUCUUUGUAUUUUGCUGUCGUAACACAGAUGACAUCUUAACCAGACACAGAGAGAAGCAUACAUGUGAAAGAAUAAAAAUCUGCUAUCUUGAGUUGAAUAGUUCAAUAAAACGGUGUCAAGUAUUGUUUAAUGCACGCCUUUACCUAAGAAAUGGAGUAAAAAAAAAACAGAUAAAUAUCGGUCCGAUUACUAGCAACUAACUACAUGGAAAUUGCGAUGCUAACUUUACUGUAGCUUGUCUGACGGUUUUUGUAUAAAUCAUUUUGAAGAUUUAAACCUAAAUAUUCACUUUGAAAGUACACCAUGGCGUUCAACCUUUGAAUUUCAAUGUGUACAUAUAUGUUUUGCACUUUUAUGUGUGCUUGUGGUAUUUUAAUUCAAACAAAAUAAUUCUAUAUAUUUUUAUUGAGGGAUUUGAGAUCCUAUAUUUGGAAACUGGUUGUACAGAUUCCGUUUUGUGAGGAAAUGUACAAGAUGCUAUUUAGAUUUUUAGGUCGGGGAUUAUAUUUUUAGGGGGUUGUUUUAGUGAUUUUACUGUUAUUUUAAAAUUCGUUCAUAGAUUGAAUUAUAUUUUUGAUUACCUUAUUUGUUUAAUGAAGCUUGGUUGAAUGAGUUUGGGACAUCCUGUAAGCCAUGCUGUUAAACUGAUUUGUUGGUUUUAAUCUAUAAAUAUGCAUUAUCGGUAAGAAAAGAACAAAACUAAUAAAUUAGCUUUUGUACUUGUGUACCUUUCUUGAAUUAUAUAUCCCUCCUGAAAAAAGAUAGUAUUUUGUAUCCAAAGCACAAUGCCUUGUUCAUUUGAGAUAUCGGGCGUUUUUUGUUGUCUGCGAACAAGAAUGUUUCUUCUGACUUGAAGAAGACAUUGCGAAUAAAACAUUACCAGACAAAGAAUCUCACCAGUGGAUCAGAAGAAAUACACAAAAAACCCUGUAUAAGAGUAUGAGCAAUUAAACAAGAUAAUUGUAUUAUAGGUAGUUUUAAAUAAUCCAGGAAAACAAAAAACGACUAUUACCUUUUUCGAAUAACUGGAAAUCUAAAAAAGUAGAGUUGUUCGUUCUUACCUUGUACUUUAUUAUAAUUUUCUGUUCCACUUCUUACCUGUGUUGCAUUAUAAAUUCACGUUCAUAAUAGACUCUUCCAAAAAUAUUUUUGUUAUCGGACAACAAAAAGAUGUAGAGCUCAAAAUUGGAGUUUAUUCCAAUCACCCUUUCUUAGUAAUACUUUUUGAAAGUUUAGCGGAAAAACUGCUAGUGACGAAACAACAUCUAAAGAGCUAUAUAGAUCAGGUUUUGCAAAAAUAUUGCUUCGAUAUAGAGUGCUUUUCAGAACGAUCGCUCGCCAUUUUGAAGGGUAUUGAUUUUAUAUUCUAGGGUCAUAAAGUACUCGAAGAGACCCGUUAAAAAAAUGUAGGACAGCCUCUUUGAAAAGCAUCAUAUAUGAUCUACUUGAAUUGUGAUGAAACAUAAUCGUUAUACAAACAAUAAAAAAUAACAUAUAUCACUAAAAAUGCAGAGGUUUCAAUAUAAAAAUGAACUAAUUGAGUGAAAUAAAUCAAAAUUGGAUGAAAGAGAAAAGUAGGUAUAACAUUAUACAUACUUAUACAAUGAUGGUAAUUCAUAUACUCGUAUUAUAAGCAGAAGUGAGAGAUAACUUAUGUUAAUUAUUGCUCGAAGAAAUGUCGCAGUA
Molecule: messenger RNA, 10076 nt
Organism: Acanthoscelides obtectus
Lineage: Eukaryota; Metazoa; Arthropoda; Insecta; Coleoptera; Chrysomelidae
Source: the annotation of a GenBank genome assembly